AUGGAUAUAAGGUUAGACUCCAAUGAAAGGUCCCAACUCCCCCUAGAUGUUGUUGGUGAUAUUGUAAAUCGACUACAUACAUUCAAAGAUUUCGUAGCGGCUGCAGGGGUUUCCAAACCAUGGCGUUCUGCUUGUUUGAGCAUUAGUAGAAGGCCUCAGCUUCCUUGGCUGAUGCUUUCCGAGACACCAUCCACUGACAAGCGAGGUUUCUUUAGUCUCUGCGAUAGCAAUCGUUAUCAAUUACGACUAUCUGAAGUCUGCGGAAAACGUUGUUGGGGAUCUCCGCAUGGUUGGGUUGUAACAUUGGGUCCUGACUAUGAGACUCACCUUGUGCACCUUAUGAAAAGGGUACGCAUUGCUCUUCCACCGCUAAACACAAUUCGAAGACAGGCUGCUAGAGAAGAGUGGUUUCGCCUUGUAAACAAAUUCACUCUCUUCAAGGAGCCUUCCAAUGAGUUGUUGUUCCUUGUCGUUGCAAUUUUCGGGCCCAUGAAUCUCUUGGCUUUUGCUAGAGUGGGAGGAGGAGGAGCAACUUUGAACAGAAGGGGACGAGGUGAGUGGGCUUUUGUUACCAAUCCAAACAACAUGAAAUUCAAAGAUGUUGCAUGUUUUAAUGGUCAAAUGUAUGGACUUUGUGAGAAGGGCAUGCUGGUACGCUUCGAACUUGAUUCUCCUCUGUCAGCUGAGGUACAUGUUAUUUCUCCCCAUCCAGAAGGUGUAUGUGAACCCCAAAAACUAUAUUUGGUGGAAUCAUUGGACAAUCUUUUCGGGGUUUUUCGUUACGGAUUUUAUAUUUCUUCAGAGAGGAGGCACGAGACUGUAUCUUUUUUGGUCUACAAGUUCAACUUUAGUGCAUCAGCUUGGGAGGAAGUGACAGACUUGAAAGAUCAUGCUGUUUUUGUUGGGGAUGGCAACUCCUGGUGCUUUCCUACAAGCACUAUCCCUAGCAAAAGUAAUAGCAUCUACUUCACAGAUGACCAUUGGGAUUGGCAAAUGUACCCUGGAGUGGCAUAUGGAGGCUAUGAUGUGGGAGUGUUUGACAUGGCAAGCAGGGUUAUGCAGCCCCUUCCAUUCGGUAAGGACAAACCACGUUUUUAUUCUCGACCAACCUGGGUUACACCUACUGUGCGUUUGAAUUAG
Messenger RNA from Quercus lobata, 1140 nucleotides. RefSeq lists its product as uncharacterized. Bases 1 to 1140 code for a protein of 379 amino acids. The record is from RefSeq and is a predicted model, not a curated record. Gene Ontology annotation, molecular function: protein binding. The transcript is spliced from 2 exons. NCBI's taxonomy places the organism in Eukaryota, Viridiplantae, Streptophyta, Magnoliopsida, Fagales, Fagaceae.